AUGGGCAACGACAAGAAAAUCGGCGCGUAUUAUGCCCCAACGGGGGGACUGCCGCCACAGACGCAGCUUCUCACGGACCGCGCCAUGUUCACCGAAGCCUACGCCGUCAUCCCCAAGGGCACCUUCAGCGAUAUCGUGACAAGCUUUCUGCCCUUCUGGGACAACACGCGGCUGUGGGUGAUCGCCCGUCCGCUGUCGGGCUUUGCUGAGACCUUUUCGCAGUACAUUGUCGAGGUCCAGCCGGGGGGUGGAAGUGACCGCGCCGAACUCGACAGCGAGGCCGAGGGAGUGCUGUUUAUCGUCGGAGGGGAGGUUACUGUGACUGUGGCCGGCGCAUCGCACACGCUCACCGAGGGAGGAUAUGCAUUCCUGCCUCCGAACAGCGGCUGGACGCUGCGUAACAAGGGGACCGCCACCGCUCGCUUCCACUGGAUCCGCAAGGCCUAUGAAUACGUGGAUGGCCUCGAUGCACCUGAACCACUGUUCCUGAACGAGAAAGAUAUCACGCCAACUGCAAUGCCGAACACCGACGGUGCUUGGGCCACCACCCGCUUUGUCGACCCCAGCGAUAUGCGCCAUGAUAUGCACGCCACAAUCGUCACCUUCAAGCCGGGCGGCGUCAUCCCCUUUGCCGAGACGCAUGUCAUGGAACAUGGCCUGUAUGUGCUCGAAGGCAAGGCAGUGUACCGCCUCAACCAGGACUGGGUGGAAGUGGAAGCGGGCGACUUCAUGUGGCUGCGAGCCUUCUGCCCACAGGCCUGUUAUGCCGGUGGGCCUGGCAACUUUCGCUACCUGCUUUAUAAGGAUGUGAACCGACAUAUGAAGCUUCCGCGAUCCAAAAUAUAG
Molecule: messenger RNA, 846 nt
Organism: Aspergillus puulaauensis
Lineage: Eukaryota; Fungi; Ascomycota; Eurotiomycetes; Eurotiales; Aspergillaceae
Exons: 1
Coding region: 1-846 (281 amino acids)
Molecular function (GO): ureidoglycine aminohydrolase activity
Source: RefSeq, a predicted model, not a curated record